Dovyalis caffra is the source of this 1761-nucleotide messenger RNA. NCBI's taxonomy places the organism in Eukaryota, Viridiplantae, Streptophyta, Magnoliopsida, Malpighiales, Salicaceae. The record is from the annotation of a GenBank genome assembly.
AUGGGAGUGAAGAAUUUAUGGGACAUCUUAGAAUCAUGCAAAAAGAUCGUGCCGCUUCACCAUCUCCAGAACAAGAGGGUGUGCAUAGAUCUGUCUUGUUGGAUGGUUCAACUUCAAAAUGUAAACAAAACACACUAUGGAUUGGUUAAAGACAAGCCUUACCUUAGGAGUCUGUUUCAUCGCCUAAGAGCUCUCAUUGCUUUGAAUUGCAGCCUUAUUUUUGUUGCCGAUGGAUCAAUCCCUGCUAUCAAACUAGCCACUUACCGUCGGCGCUUGAAUUUAGAACUUGAGGUCACCCCGGAUGAAAGAAAGUCGCAAAAACCAUGCUCACUUCAGAGAAACAUGGGAUCAGAGUUCUCCUGCAUGAUUAAAGAAGCAAAAGACAUUGGAUUAGCCCUUGGGAUCCCUUGCUUGGAUAGCAUUGAGGAAGCUGAAGCACAAUGUGCAUUGUUAAACUCAGAAUCAUUGUGUGAUGGCUGCUUCAGCUCAGAUUCAGAUGUCUUCCUUUUUGGUGCAAGGACUGUGUACAGAGACAUAUGCCUUGGAGAAGGACAUGUUGUUUGUUAUGAAAUGGAAGACAUAGAAAGAAAACUUGGUUUUGGAAGGAACUCUUUGAUUAUGCUAGCCCUUAUUCUUGGAAGUGAUUACUCUCCCGGAGUUCGUGGCCUGGGUCCAGAGUCAGCAUGCCAGAUUGUCAAGUCAAUUGGAGAUAGUAAUGUCCUUCAAAAAAUUUUGUCCGAGGGACUGUCCUUUGCAAAGAAGAAAAAAACUUCAAAGAAGCAGAUGCACGAUUUAAAAACAAACUCUCUGGAUCCAGGGAUGCAUGUGUAUGGAAGUGAUAACAAUUCUGAAAGGAAGAACGAGUGCUUGCAAGUGAUUGAUGCAUAUCUGAAGCCCAAAUGCCACCCAGCAGAUUCUGAUGCAAUCUAUAGGGUUCUUUCUCAGCAUCCAUUUCAACAUCUGAAACUUCAAGAGAUAUGUGCUCAGUUCUUUGGGUGGCCUCCAGCGAAAACAGAUGAGUACACGCUUCCAAAAAUUGCUGAAAGAGACUUGCGGAGGUUUGCCAAUCUACGAUCAACUUCCUCAGAGCUAGGAAUUAAUCCUCCUCUGCACAAGAUACCAAUUAAGUGCCCUGUAUCUGGAGUUGUUAAACACAGAAAGGUUCAGGGAACAGAAUGCUUUGAGGUGUUGUGGGAAGGGUUUGAUGGACUUAAAACCUCUAUAGUUCCAGCAGAUCUCUUAGUGAGUGCUUGUCCGGAAAAGAUUACAGAGUUUGAGGAGAAAAGAGCUUUGGGAAAGAAACAAAAUCAACGGAAACCUAGAUCGAAGAAAUCAGAAGAUAGGCCUGCUAUGGCCGAAAUUGAUUUAAAACUCCAAACUUUGUUGCUUGACAUUGAAUCAGGAAGCAAUACUGCUUGUGGCACCUCCUUGUCAUCAAAAUCGGCAAUAUCAGAAGAUAGGAUUACUGCAACUACCGUUAAUUUUGCGAAACAAGAUCCACCUAAUCCUGAGUCAGAAAGUAAUCCAGCUGUUUGCAGAGUUGCCGUGCCUUCUGAUGCAAGUGUGCAUGAGGUCAUUGAUCUCUUGAGCCCAUCUCCCGUAAUACAGACUCGUACUGUUUCAAGAUGUCAGCGAGUGAAUGAUCAACAUACUGAUGUGAUAGAUUUGAGUGAAUCAGAAAACGAAAGGUCUCCUGAACAUUUAAGGAAGGCAAGAGAGCUUAGACUUUUUCUAGCUAGUAUUAGGGAUGGUAUGUCAUAG